Hevea brasiliensis (rubber tree) is the source of this 1463-nucleotide messenger RNA. Its product is annotated as protein SMALL AUXIN UP-REGULATED RNA 12-like. Gene Ontology annotation, biological process: response to auxin. Bases 468 to 1082 code for a protein of 204 amino acids. The transcript has a single exon. NCBI's taxonomy places the organism in Eukaryota, Viridiplantae, Streptophyta, Magnoliopsida, Malpighiales, Euphorbiaceae. The record is from RefSeq and is a predicted model, not a curated record.
AAAAGGCACUGAAUAGCACUGUUCUCAACGCACAUCUUUUGUCUUCCUGUGAAAAAAGGACACGUGAAACCAAAGAGAUAAUGGACGCUGGAGAUGAAGUUUUCUCUAACGUUAUACAAUAAUAGGACUUGAGAAGAUUAGAUAUGGAGAGACUUUCAAAGAUGACUUUCGAGAUCUUGCAGGAGAGAUUGAAUUGGAAACUGCAUGCAUGGCAGAGUUAUGUGCUUUGACGUUGAAACAGACACUGACAAAUAUGGAAAAAAGAACAGGAAGAGUUGGUGGUCAAGUGAAUUAAUAGACCUCAAUUACAACUUCAAACAUAAUUAUAAAGCCAAACUAUGUAACUAAAACAGAGGAUUCAGCAGGUAUGAGUCCUAAACAUGACCAUGAUUACUGGGAGAGAUGGGUAAGAGAAAAAAUGGAAAAUCUUUAAUUGAAGAAUUAAUGAUGUUACAGAGAGAGGGCCCAUGUUCUCAAUAGGAAGGCCAAAAUGGAAGUGUAUGCCAAUGGGUUUGGCUCCCGCCAUGUCCUUUUCUCACAUACACAUACCCCAAAACACCCGUGGCUUGUCCUUUACCUCCACACUCCACAUUACCUCUCUCUCUCUCUCUCUCUCUCUCUCUCUCUCUCUCUCAACUAUCGUCAUAAAUACCCCCAUAGCCUUCCUCUAUCCUCCCGUCACCUCCACUACUACAUUUUCUCUUUUUCUCGUAUCUCCCCGUCCUCAGCAUCAGCUUCUUACCAUUCUCUACCUCUUCUUUGCUUCAAUGGCCAUCAGGAAAUCCAACAAACUAGCUCAAACAGCAGUCCUCAAGCAAAUUCUCAAGAGAUGUUCAAGCUUAGGCAAGAAGCAUGGCUAUGAUGAUGAUGGCCUCCCUCUUGACGUACCUAAAGGACAUUUUGCUGUUUAUGUUGGUGAAAACAGAAGUAGAUACAUAGUUCCUAUCUCCUUCUUGACUCACCCAGAAUUCCAAUGCCUGCUUCGACAAGCUGAAGAAGAGUUUGGAUUUGAUCACGAUAUGGGACUUACCAUUCCCUGUGAGGAGGUUGUUUUUCGCUCGCUAACAUCAUCACUCAGAUGAGUGUUUUAACAAAGGGUGAGGGUAAUGGUGAUGGUGCUUUCUUGUUUUGCAUGGAGAAGAUGGCUCGCCAUAAGAUGAAGCCACAGGAUGAUUGCACUAGCUAUAGCUGCAGGCCUUGUCUUUUUUUCAACAUCUUCUCUAUUUUGAUUCUUGAUCUUGGUUUUUUUUUUUUUCUUUUUUUUUUUUUCAAUUUGUAUUGGAUCUUUUAAACCCUGUUGGGUUUUUAUGUCUAAUUACUAACCUAGAAACCCACCAAAAAUAUUAUGGGUUUAGAUUCGUAUAAAGUUUGGUUUUCCUCACAGAUGUAGUUUGUUAACAGGCCACUGUGAGAGAAUUUUAAAAGCAAUGCAAGGGUUAAUUCUGUCCCUCUCUUUCUUUCUA